Molecule: messenger RNA, 2348 nt
Organism: Acomys russatus (golden spiny mouse)
Lineage: Eukaryota; Metazoa; Chordata; Mammalia; Rodentia; Muridae
Gene: Osbpl2
Product: oxysterol binding protein like 2
Exons: 14
Coding region: 322-1680 (452 amino acids)
Cellular component (GO): intracellular membrane-bounded organelle; cytosol; membrane
Molecular function (GO): cholesterol binding
Source: RefSeq, a predicted model, not a curated record
AGCUCCAGUGCACACGCAGCUUCUACAUAAUAUAGAUCAGAUAUGAUCUUGUAGGAGGACCAAGCCCAGAACAGUGACAGCCUGGUCACUGAAGGAUGAACGGGGAGGAAGAAUUCUUUGAUGCCGUUACAGCACCUCUGUGCACCUGCCCCUGAGGUGGACCACACGUUUACUGAGUUGGCAGCAGAGAUACUUAUUCUAGAUGAUAUUCAGAUGGGGAUGUGCACGUGACCCAGCACUCGGGAGCAGAGCCUGGCGGGUCACUGCUUUGAUUCCGAUAACUCUACAGGGGAAUUUUCAGAGGCAAAUAAAAUCAGUGGGAUGAUUGAUUUGGAUACUAGCAAAAGUACUAGGAGUGGGAAAAGUGGAGAGAGACCACCACAAGAGAAUGGAAUUCAAAAGCACAGGACAGCUCUUCCUGCCCCCAUGUUCACCAGAAGUGAUUUCAGCGUGUGGAGUAUCCUGAAAAAGUGCAUUGGCUUGGAACUAUCCAAGAUCACGAUGCCAAUCGCCUUCAAUGAGCCACUGAGCUUCCUGCAGCGGAUCACGGAGUACAUGGAGCAUGUGUACCUCAUUCACAAAGCCUCAAAUCAGUCCCAGCCCCUGGAAAGGAUGCAGUCCGUAGCUGCCUUCGCGGUCUCGGCUGUGGCUUCCCAGUGGGAGAGAACUGGCAAACCCUUUAACCCGCUCUUGGGGGAGACGUAUGAAUUGAUCAGGGAAGACUUAGGGUUCAGAUUUAUAUCUGAGCAGGUCAGUCACCACCCUCCUAUUAGUGCAUUUUAUUCAGAAGGUCUCAACCAAGACUUCAUGUUCCACGGUUCCAUCUACCCAAAGCUGAAGUUCUGGGGCAAGAGUGUUGAAGCAGAGCCCCGGGGGACCAUCACACUGGAGCUUCUCAAACACAAUGAAGCCUACACCUGGACCAACCCCACCUGCUGUGUACACAAUGUCAUCCUUGGGCAGCUGUGGAUCGAACAGUACGGGAUAGUGGAGAUCCUGAAUCACAGAACUGGAGACAAGUGUAUACUUCACUUCAAGCCAUGUGGACUGUUUGGGAAGGAACUUCACAGAGUAGAAGGCUACAUUCAAGACAAAAACAGGAAGAAGCUCUUUAUAAUAUAUGGCAAGUGGACAGAAUGCUUGUGGGGCAUAGAUCCUGCUUCAUAUGAGUCAUUUAAGAAGCACGAGAAGAGAAGUGACCAUGCCAGGAAGGCCAAGACGGAUGAUGGUCCUGAGAAAGCUAACAGUGAUGUGCCUGGCAAUAUGGCGGAUGGUGUUCCUGUGGCCCAAGAGACGGUGCAAAUCAUCCCUGGAAGUAAGCUACUCUGGAGGAUCAACAGCCGCCCCCCCAACUCGGCUCAGAUGUACAACUUUACCAGCUUCACUGUGAGUCUCAAUGAGUUGGAGUCAGGCAUGGAGAAGACCCUGCCACCCACAGACUGCCGCCUCCGCCCUGACAUCCGCGGCAUGGAGAAUGGCAAUAUGGAUCUGGCCAGCCAGGAGAAGGAGCGGCUAGAGGAAAAACAGAGAGAAGCCAGAAAAGAGCGUGCCAAAGAGGAAGCAGAGUGGCGGACCAGGUGGUUCUAUCCAGGCGACAACCCUUAUACAGGAACUCCUGACUGGUUAUAUGCAGGGGAUUACUUUGAGCGUAAUUUCUCAGACUGCCCAGACAUCUACUAAGUAAGGCCUGGGAGCCCAGGAGGAGAGGAGACCUGUGAGGUUGGACUGCUCAAAUAGCAUCUGAGCUUCACGGUGGCAGACGCUAGCUUCUCCGGCCACAGUCGUGGAGACAGCCUCAGACCUGAUGGAGUACUUCAUUUAGCCUCUGAUUGCCCAGCACUUCACUAUGUUGCAGCCCUUCAUGAAGCUCCACUUGGGUCCUCACAUUCACUGAGGCCUCAGAAGAGCUCCACAGUACUUUUCACCAGUGACAGAAGUGCACAAGGCCAGCUGAGCUGGCAGCACACUGCUACAAGACAUGUAAGGAAGAAGAACCAGCAGGGCCUGUGUGCUCCUCUUAAGGCCGUGGUGUGCGUCUCUGGAAGAGUUUCACACCCAAGGAAGAGAGGACAUGGAUCUCGAAAGUAACCUGUAGGCCAGGGUCCUCUUUACUGUGGAGGGCAUCUGUGGGAUGAAGUGACAAGUUGCCAGAUUCUGUAUUUUCUACCAAUCUUGAAUAAGGUAAAGAUUACUUUAGAAAAUAUUUAAUUGAAACUACUUGAAUGAUCUGCUGAAGCGCAGCAAAUACAUAGUCACCACUGUGUACUGUCCAAACAAAAGUGUCCCUGUGACAAGCCGGAGUGGCAGGAACACUGUGACUUAGAUGAGAAACCACCAGGGCUGCUCCC